AUGGAACCGCCAUUAUUACCAUCACUGCUGUUAAGUUUCGGCCUUUUCUUUACCGUUUUUCCAUAUUUUGUUGAAUCGCAAUCAUCUAACAUAAGUCCGCCACCGCCAUCGUCAGUUCCUCCUCCUCCGUCCUCUCCACCAUCACCUCCGCCAGUGCCUUAUCGGCCAUCGCCGCCUCCGGCAGAACACCACCAUCAUCGAACCAAUCAUCAUAGGUGGCGGCGGCCACCACAACCUUCACAUGAUCACAAGGUCAAUACGGGGCAAAGGCUUGGGCUUUUGUUCAUCGGCAUUGCUAUCAUCUUGCAAUUUGGUGUUGCCGGGUUCUUGGUUUUGAAGAGAUGA
Messenger RNA from Hibiscus syriacus, 345 nucleotides. Its product is annotated as acrosin-like. The coding region runs from base 1 to 345 and encodes 114 amino acids. The transcript has a single exon. The record is from RefSeq and is a predicted model, not a curated record. Lineage: Eukaryota; Viridiplantae; Streptophyta; Magnoliopsida; Malvales; Malvaceae.